Molecule: messenger RNA, 1314 nt
Organism: Exophiala dermatitidis NIH/UT8656
Lineage: Eukaryota; Fungi; Ascomycota; Eurotiomycetes; Chaetothyriales; Herpotrichiellaceae
Product: L-galactose dehydrogenase
Exons: 2
Coding region: 1-1314 (437 amino acids)
Biological process (GO): dehydro-D-arabinono-1,4-lactone biosynthetic process
Cellular component (GO): cytosol
Molecular function (GO): D-arabinose 1-dehydrogenase [NAD(P)+] activity
Source: RefSeq, a predicted model, not a curated record
AUGCCCAGACCGACAGCGCCGCUGUCUGACUCACUCCCUCCCCUGAUUUUUGGUACCGCCACUUUCAAUUACCAGUAUAACGUCGAUCCUUAUGCCCUGAGCACCACAUCUCUUGUUCAGAAGGCACUUUCGCAGGGCGUUCGUGCCUUUGACACAUCGCCUUAUUAUGGGCCCGCCGAAGAGAUUCUCGGAUCAGCAUUGGACUCGGAGAUAGUGAGAAGUCAUUAUCCACGAGACCAGUAUUUCCUUCUCACCAAAGUUGGUCGAGUCGCCUCCGACAGCUUCGACUAUUCUCCUGCAUGGGUUAGAGAGAGUGUCCGGCGGAGCUGCAAGCGUCUGAAAACCGACUAUCUCGAUGUUGUCUACUGCCAUGACUGCGAGUUCGUUUCGCCGCAGGAGGUUUUAACCGCCGUUCGUGAGCUGCGCCGCAUUCGAGACGGAGAAGGGACGCUCAGAUAUGUUGGCAUCUCCGGUUACCCCGUCCAUGUUCUGUGCGAAUUGGCCGAAAUGAUCCUUCAGGAGACCGGGGAACCCAUUGAUGUCGUCCAGUCGUAUGCCAACUUCACACUUCAGAAUACCAGGCUGCUCUCGGAUGGUCUUCAGCGUCUCGUAUCUGCUGGUGUGGAUAUUGUGACUAAUGCCAGUCCUUUGGGAAUGGGCUUGUUAAGGAGGAAUGGAACUCCAGUUGGUGCCAUGGGCAAUUGGCAUCCCGCGCCCGAUGCUCUGCGACAAGCCUGCAUUGACGCCGGCAAAUGGGCGGACAGCCAGGGCGAGAAACUGGAAGUAGUGGCGGUGCGCUUUGCUCUUGAGAAUUGGCUGCGGGAGGGUUCCAAGGUAGGGGCAUUGGGCAGUCCGCUGGGUGAUGAUGAUGCCACUUACGGUCGUGCCCUCAAUCUUCCUCGAGAGAGGCUCGGGGUAUCCGUGAUGGGCGUGAGUAAUAUGGAAGAACUAGACGAGACAUUGCGAGUGUGGAGGAGCGUGCUUGACGGUUUGGCUGAUGACCUCGACGCUGAGCCGGGCACCAUUACUCCGUCGGACGCCAUCACCGACCAUGAAUGGUCUCUACUGCGCCGUCAGACCAUUCGUGUCCUUGCGAAGGGUAUCCGAGAAGUCAUCGGACCGCAGUGGGUGGACUAUGCAUGGCCUUCUCCGGACCCCGGAUUUGUGAACAAGUUGCCGGCUCCUGUCACGACGGCGGAGCCUUCUGUCGAGGCUUCUACUGCGUCACCGGAGGCCGCCAUGCUCACACCGCCUUCGGAUGCUGAUGACAACGGGAAGCCUACGGAUGUGCCUUCAUUAACUUCUAUGUCUUGA